GUUUAUUUAGAAAACAACAGUAACUAAGUGUCAAUCCGAGCAGAAAUGAAUUCCACUGGAGAUUACGAAUACUAUGAGUAUAUAUAUUACGGAACAAAUGACAAUAGUCAUAACAAAGGUAAUGAGCUUUCGAAAUGGGUAAAAAUAACAAGCGCAUUUCUGAUGUUGCCGAUAAUCGUGCUUGGUGUUUUGGGGAACCUUCUGACACUUCUCGUCUUUUUAACAAGGGAGCGUCGGAAAAGCUCUAUCGGCAUUUACCUCUCGGCAUUGGCCAUUGCGGACAUACUUGUUUUGACACUUCCAGGGAUGGAGUUUUGGCUUAUAACUGUUCACCAUAAAUACAUCCGAGACAGUUCCGAUUUAUUGUGUAAACUAUUCAGCUUCGUUACUCCUGCGCUAGCAUGCUUAUCCGCCUGGAUACUGGUUGCCUUGUCAAUUGAGCGUAUGCUGAGAGUAUGCGCACCACUCAAAAUGAACGUUUUGUCAAAACCAAAACACGCCAUUUUCGCUGUUGCGGCUGUGACUGUGACAGUAUCUGCCAUCUUCCUUCCGUUGAUAUCCGGAAGUAGCCUUGAGAAAUUUGGUAAUAUGUCGAUUUGUCUUUAUAUUGAUGAAUCGAUAUUUACCCCGGAAGCUUUUACCGCCCUGGACAUGACGUUCUUAUUCGCAGCCCCGUUUUUGAUAAUGCUUAUAAACAACAGCAUAAUUCUUGUAAAAGUGGCUGGGUGUGUGGAGCGAUAUUGCGGAAAAUCCAGAGAAAGCAAUACAGUUAGAAACUCGCCCCGACACCAAAGAAUGCUGAAAACAAUAACACGCCGAGUGAUUCUACUUUGUGUCACCUAUAUGACGUGUAAUGCCCCUUUAAUGAUACUAAAUGCAAUCGGGUCGUCUACGAAUUAUGACCAGCUUAGCCCUUUAUUUCAUAACCUCAACUUCAUGUUUCAUAUUCUCUUGUACCUGAACAAUAGUAUCAAUUUUCUAUUGUAUUGCUUGAUAGGUUCAUCGUUUCGAAAUGACUGCCUGAAAAUGAUGUCGAGUUUCAUGCGAAAAUUAUGUGCACUGUGUCAUAUCGGUACAUAUAAAUGAUUCUUAUAAUAUCCGUUUCAAUUCGUUGUUAACGUUCAAUUACAAUUUCAGAGAACAUGAGCAAUGCAUAGCUAUUGACGCACGUGAACCGUUGCCGUAUACAGUCAAAACUUGCUAUGUCGGAGUCGUUGGGACCUUUAGAUAUAACCGUUAUUCAAAAAUUGUAUAACUAAACCAAAUAGAAUAAAAUAGUUCGACAUAACCUGAACAUCGAGAUAACAGAGUUCGACAUAACGAGUUUCGACUGUAUAUGAAAAUAUUUUGGUGGUAAAAUGUCUCCAUUUCGACAGUUGCAAAGUGUUAUUACAUACGUUGUUAUGUAUUUUAUAAGGUCAUAUGAAUUCUAUGUUUAGAGUGAGAUAGUUUAACUACUGAUUGUCGUGUCUUUUUAAAGUAUUCACAAUAUAAUGGAUAAUUUUUGGAGAAUUAGAGUAUUUAAGCUAUGUUUAUACAAAGCUUUGUUUGCUAUACAUAUUUAAAUGUUAGUUUUAGCGUAUUGCACUAUUUGAUAGUCAGGUAAAUAUAAGACGUCCCUUUGAAAUAUAUGAAAUAUACUACAUGUAUCUUCCUCUCAUACGGGAAUUUUUAUUGUAAGGACUUCAUUUAAAAGCCCUUUCACGGUUCACAUAUACACUAAAUGGGGGCUUCGUCUUUUAAAUGUCAUUAUGAUGGACUUCAAAAUGUUCGUUUUUAAAUGUUGGGAACCAGAAAAAGCUUGCCCCAUCUUACUCAUAUAUAGCGCCUGCCAGCGGGUGAAAA
Molecule: messenger RNA, 1845 nt
Organism: Mya arenaria
Lineage: Eukaryota; Metazoa; Mollusca; Bivalvia; Myida; Myidae
Product: delta-type opioid receptor-like
Exons: 3
Coding region: 46-1086 (346 amino acids)
Biological process (GO): G protein-coupled receptor signaling pathway
Cellular component (GO): plasma membrane
Molecular function (GO): G protein-coupled receptor activity
Source: RefSeq, a predicted model, not a curated record